CUUGCCAUCUACAACUUUCCACACGACAAUGUCGGACAGCGAUGAAGAUUAUUACACAGUCCCCUUGAAAGAUCAGCGAUAUUUUGGAGCCGGCAUCAAACGACAGCGCGUCCGUUUCGUCCCCUCGUCGACGACCGAGUCUGCGACACCCGCCGGCGCAUCCACUCCUUCAGCCCUCUCAGCCAGCGAACGCUACCUUUCCAUUGUCUUUCCCAAAGCCUCCUCCGAGCCACCGCCAUCCACCGAGUCUGUGUCAGAAGAGAAAGAGCCAAAGACAUGCGACGUCUGUAAAUCACAAUAUGAAGGCGACGAGGCCGCACACUGCACUUCGCUAGUCCACCAGAUCGCUGUACCACACUCACAUCCUCCUUCCGCUCUGGACAGAAAGAGAAAAGGCUUGUCCAUCUUGCAAUCAUAUGGCUGGAAUCCAGAUGAGAGACUAGGUCUGGGCGCGCAAAGAGAGGGCAUUCUACACCCCGUCAAGGCGAAAGAGAAGCGUGACACUGUCGGCUUGGGCGUCAACCUCCAUGACGAUGAGCCGACCCUGAAGAAGAAGAGAAAGACUGCAGAGAAACCAAGACCUGUCGAAAGGCUGGAUGCUGGGAAGGUCAGGAAACUGGAAAUGGUCAACAAGAAGAAGCAUCAAUCCUUGCAGAACAUGUUUUACGCCAACGAUGAUGUUGCCAAAUACCUCGGUCAUGGUUGAGACGUGUUUCUUAUCACUGUCCGUCAAUACACUCCCUCACCUGCUCUCAAGUCAUCAUGGAAUAACUCACACCAUAUCCACGGCAUGACACAACUCUCGCCAGUACCAACUUAC
Aureobasidium pullulans EXF-150 is the source of this 820-nucleotide messenger RNA. RefSeq lists its product as uncharacterized. Lineage: Eukaryota; Fungi; Ascomycota; Dothideomycetes; Dothideales; Saccotheciaceae. The record is from RefSeq and is a predicted model, not a curated record. Bases 29 to 706 code for a protein of 225 amino acids. Gene Ontology annotation, molecular function: nucleic acid binding. The transcript has a single exon.